This is a messenger RNA of Vollenhovia emeryi, 594 nucleotides long. RefSeq names its product putative odorant receptor 85d. Gene Ontology annotation, biological process: detection of chemical stimulus involved in sensory perception of smell; sensory perception of smell. The transcript has 5 exons. Gene Ontology annotation, cellular component: plasma membrane. Lineage: Eukaryota; Metazoa; Arthropoda; Insecta; Hymenoptera; Formicidae. Gene Ontology annotation, molecular function: olfactory receptor activity; odorant binding. The record is from RefSeq and is a predicted model, not a curated record. The coding region runs from base 1 to 453 and encodes 150 amino acids.
AUGGCAACUAACGUAUCUGCGUUUUAUUAUUUUGUGCAAAGAUUAUCUGAUCUGCUCUCAUCUGCAUUUGCAACAGCUUUCUUUUUUACGCUAGGAAACGUAGUUAUAUCUUUAAGCUUUGAAGCGGCUAAGUUGAUAAUAAUCAACAAUAACGUUGAUGAAAUCAUCAGAAUUCUCGCUGGUAAUUUAGCGCAAUUGCUGCAUAUAUAUUAUUUGAGUUCAACGUCCCAAAGAUUGCUUGAUCAUAGUAGCGAACUUCAAGAAGUGUUUUACAGCUGCGAUUGGUAUAAGAUUUCAAUAAGAUCCAGACAACUUUUGAAAUUCACAUUAAUGCGUACUACUAAACCGUGCCAAAUAGAUGCUGGUAAAGUAUUCGUAAUGUCAAUGGAGAACUUUAGCUCGAUUUUGAAAGUAACCGUAUCAUAUUUCACAAUGAUUACAUCAAUACAAUGAGAUCGUAAUUACGAAUGGGGAAUUCUUGAACACCGUUAUUGCUCUUAGCCUAAUUGUUUAAUGUAAUAAAUUCAUUUCUAAUCCAUCAAUAAACCACAAUUCUUAGAAACUUUAAUUUAUUGUUUAUGUUAAUUUUUUAAA